Messenger RNA from Antechinus flavipes (yellow-footed antechinus), 8845 nucleotides. It is a transcript of the gene SNX30, whose product is annotated as sorting nexin family member 30. The transcript has 9 exons. Gene Ontology annotation, cellular component: cytoplasm. NCBI's taxonomy places the organism in Eukaryota, Metazoa, Chordata, Mammalia, Dasyuromorphia, Dasyuridae. The record is from RefSeq and is a predicted model, not a curated record. Gene Ontology annotation, molecular function: protein binding; phosphatidylinositol binding. Bases 792 to 2114 code for a protein of 440 amino acids.
UUUGGAGCUGGGAGCACUUCCUGCUUAGGAGCUGGUAAGCAAGAGGAGGUGGAGCUCUGCUCUCGAAUCCCGCCCCGGGGAAGCCGCAGCAGUAAGUCCGGCCCGUCCUCUCUCUCUCACCCACGUAGACCCUUCCCCCUUCUUCCCCUCCCUCCCCCACCACCUUCCCCUUAAGCGUCUUCCUCUUUGCACUGCUCCAAGUGGGAAAAGGAGCGGGAGGGGGAGGAGAAGACCGAGGCCGAGUUUAUGCUCCUCCCUCCAGUCUAAGGGUUGGCUCUGGGAAGCGCUAGGAGAGAGACAAGAGGCAGGUGCUGAGGACUUUGCAUUAUUAAAGCCUAAGGAGAGGGAGGAAAAGGAGAGGGAUGAGGGGGAGGAGCUGGUGCUUGAGCGAGGAACAGCUCGUGAACCCGAAGUCUCAACCCCCACCAGUCCCAGCUAGCAAGCAGUAGCAGCCCCAACAGCUGAAGCUGCAGCAGCAGGAGCAACCCCACCACCAGCUGAAGUUGCAGCAGCAGCUGGACCGCGGCUCUGCAGAGUCCAGACACGCGAGAGAAAGGGAAGGAGGGCGGGGAGCCGUGGCUCCUCCCACACCAGCCGCGGCCUUUUAGCCGAAGCGGGAGAGCCCCCUCCCCUGCAGCUCUCCGCCAAGACGGGGGCGGGGGAGAGGAGAGGAGAGGAGGAGGAGCAGUGGUGGUUGAGGUGGUGGUAGUGCUUGUGGCGGCGGGUGCUGGAGCUGCAAGGAAGAGAGGAGGCAACAGCGGCAGCUUUUCCAGGGCCAGCCGCACUCAGCCAUGUCGGCCGGAGGCGUCGGCACCCCCAAAUCCCUGCCCUCCUCCGGGCCCAAGUCCCUGCAGGACAUGCCGCACCCUCUGGCGGGCCCUAGCAGCGAGGAUGUAGUUAGCGGUGAGCUCACUCCCAGCCCGGACCUGCAGCUGCCCCGCAGCUUCGCUGACAAGGACCUCAGUUUGCCUAAUGGUGGAACUCCUGCAGGUACAUCUAGCCCAGCCUCUUCAUCUUCACUUCUCAAUAGACUGCAGCUGGAUGAUGAUCUUGAUGGUGAGACCAGAGACUUAUUUGUCACAGUUGAUGAUCCCAAGAAACAUGUCUGUACAAUGGAGACCUACAUCACAUACAGGGUCACUACAAAGACCAGUCGGAUAGAAUUCGACUUGCCAGAAUAUUCAGUUCGUCGAAGAUACCAGGAUUUUGAUUGGCUGAGGAACAAACUGGAAGAAUCCCAGCCUACCCAUCUUAUUCCCCCUCUUCCAGAGAAAUUUGUGGUAAAAGGAGUUGUGGAUCGGUUUUCUGAAGAGUUUGUCGAGACUAGAAGAAAAGCUUUGGAUAAAUUCUUAAAAAGAAUUGCCGAUCAUCCAGUACUUUCCUUCAAUGAACACUUUAACGUUUUCCUUACAGCCAAGGAUCUGAAUGCCUACAAAAAGCAAGGGAUGGCAUUACUCUCCAAGGUUGGGGAGUCUGUCAAGUAUGUCACUGGAGGCUAUAAGCUGAGAAGUCGACCACUAGAAUUUGCAGCAAUGGGUGAUUAUUUAGAUACGUUUGCCCUAAAACUUGGAACUAUUGAUCGAAUAGCUCAGAGGAUCAUCAAGGAAGAAGUAGAAUACCUUGUAGAACUCAGAGAAUAUGGACCCGUGUACUCCACAUGGGGUGGAUUAGAAAUGGAGCUGGAGGAGCCCCUGGAGGGAGUUUCAGCUUGUAUUGGCAACUGUUGCACUGCUCUGGAAGAUCUGACUGAUGAUAUGACAGAAGACUUUUUGCCGGUGCUCAGGGAGUACAUUUUGUACUCUGAGUCCAUGAAGAAUGUAUUAAAGAAGAGAGACCAAGUCCAAGGAGAAUAUGAAGCAAAAUUGGAAGCUGUUGCUUUGAAAAAGGAAGAACGCCCCAAGGUACCAGCAGAUGUUGAGAAGUGCCAAGAUCGAGUGGAAUGUUUUAACGCUGACCUCAAGGCAGAUAUGGAGAGAUGGCAGAACAACAAGAGGCAGGACUUUCGGCAGCUACUCAUGGGAAUGGCUGACAAAAAUAUCCAAUAUUAUGAGAAGUGCCUUACGGCGUGGGAGUCAAUUAUACCGCUGCUACAAGAGAAACAAGAGGCCAAAUAAGCUCUUUCCAACAAAGAGAUCCCAGUGUACAAUGUCCCUCACCAGAAAGUCUGCUUGCUACAUACUAAUUGGCAAAACACCAUGGCAGGUGGCAUUUGGAAACCAACCCACUGAAACAUUUCUGAUUUUUUUCUUUUUUUUCCUUCCUCAGUCCUUGAUCCCAUUCUUAUUUCAUAUUAAUAUUUCCUCCCAUUCCGUAUUCCUUAUCUACUUCCUGGUGGGACCCAGAGUGCCUGGUGGAUUCUAUAUGGAUUUUAUCAUCUCUUAUUAAAAGAAGCAUACUUCCAUGUUUUGAAGGGACUUACUCAGUGGAAUACUGAGAUUUCAGAGGAAGUGCUACCAACCUUAUAUUUAUGUAAUAAAAGAGAAUCUGGCUGCUGCUUUGUGAUCCAGGAAGAGAGGCCAGAAUUGGAGGAAGACCUUAGCUCCUGUACACUCCUUCCACAUGUGGAAUGGAAUUUUCUGUGGAUCUUGACUUGUCUUAGAUAAAAAGGCGGUGUUUUUGUUCUACCUAAAGUGCGUGAUGCAAGCAUGGCCUCUAGCUGUGAAUGUGGCAUGCUGUCUGCUCGUGAUGAGUAGUAUCAUGUAUGUUGUUCUUUUUUGGUGAUAUGAAGUCCAUUUAAAUCAGCUGAAUUACGUAUAUACACACGUAAAUCAGCUGAGAGGGUCAGCAAGGAGAUUAGAUUUAUACCAUAGCCUUAUAAAAUUGUUAAUUGAACCUUUUUUUUUGGCAUGUUUUUGGCAUUAGAAUCAGUGAUUUGAAAUUGAGUAUCAAAAGAAGAAGGUACCAUUGAUGCUCUCUGACAUUUUUUGUAUAUCCUUUCCCUUUUUUUUUCCUAAUUAAAUGGAGUACUGGUGGUGAAUAAUGGAUGCCCAGUGCCCCAAAGCCUGAAAUAUUCAAAGUGCUUUUAGGCUGAGGAACACAUCAUGUUCCUCCUAUGUCUGCUUUGUGAAACUUGCCUUUAUCACAGCUAAAGAACUAGUUUAAUAUUUUCUACUAUGUAAAUCAAAUGUCAAUGCAGCUUUUGAAAGGUUUCUUGUCUGAGACAGAUCUUGUUUUCUUAGUCAAUCUAAAUUUGUAAAAAACAAAAACAAAAAAAACAAAACCGUGCAGGUGCUCUCUAAGAAGCAUUUGACCUCCAACCUUCCUUCUUGGUAAGGAAAGGCGCUAUUUUUGAGGUCAUGUGCUCAAAAUGGAACCUCUUUUUUUUUUUUUUUUAAGCUAGUUAAGUUAGCCUUUAGAUAACUUCAAUAGCAACCAGUCCUAAGUAUUCGUUCCAAGAUUAGCUUUAAAAAACAACAAAACAAAAAUGAGAAGUUCCCUUUCUUAAAAAAAAAAUUUCCUUUUUCCAGACUUGUAUAUCUUUGCAAACCAUAUUCUUUUCUUCCCUUAUUCCUCUAAUGAAUAUGUAUAUUUUUUCUCAUCUGUGGCUUUGUCCUUAUGAAAUUCAAGGUAGGCUUCAAGUUAGAAUUUUCAGGAGCUAGUUGCUCUAAAAUAUCACUUUGUAAACAGAAAUUAACAUUUAAAGUACCGGUCAACAUUUACCAGAUAACAUUUAAAGCAGUUAAUUUAGGUUCAAAACCACUCCAGAAUGGUUGUCUGCUGUGUUUGUGUAUCAGAUAAGCUUAAAAUUGAUGUUGUUGGUUCAUCAGUUAAACUACUUAUUAUGUUUGGUCCUAUUUUGAUGUGACUAGUCCUUAUUUUCCUUAAGAAAUCAUGGGAGAAUUUUUUUUUUCCAGCUGCAUCUUUGUCUCUCUUUGGUACUGCCUACCCUGAUAGAUCCCCAUUAACAUAGUACUUAAAUCCUUUGAUGUGAAUUUUUAUUUUGGUACAUAGAGUUCUAAACAAUAUUUCUAAGUGAAUAGCACCAUGAAUGGCAAUUCAACAUAUCAUUCAUUCUACCUCUAAAAACCCAUCUUUUUGAAGCCGGGAUUUUGUUGUGUAUCUGGGUCCUAGUUUGUUAGAAUUAAUGUAUAUUUCAUAUUGAUACUUGAUUCACCUUCUUUGAUAGAAGUGAGAAUAUGUUAGAUUGACUCAGUAAAAGAAAAAAAAUCAAUUUAGGAAAAAGCUUUUCUCAGUGGAAGAAGUGCUCUUUAAAAAUUUAGUUCUGUUACUUCCUGGGAGGAAGGAACAUUGGAAAAAGAGCUGCAAUAAGAACCAGUAUCUAACCUCCUGCUAUCUUGCCAAAGCAUGACAGUGCCCCUGUAUGAUGUAAUGAUGAUGCGGGGGAGGGAGUGAUCAGUGUAAGGAGGCUUCCUCAAAGUUAGUUGGCCCUGGACAGGACGGAGGGAAAAACUAUCUUUCCCAAGGUCCUUUUUUUCCCUCUCAUUUAAUUUAAUGUGAUAACUCUUCUCUGAAGGGAUGUUGAUAGUCUUUGGACUUCAGAUUUUUUUUCAGUUUGUUUUGGUCACUUUACAAUGCAGAAAAAAUAUAACAUUUAUACAUCAGAGUUUAUCAGUUUCAGAAUGCCUAGAGAGAGGCAAGCUUUGCCCUAAAGCCAAUGGGUGUGCACCAAUGGGACCAUCACCAGGUAUUGUGGAAAAGAUUUAUUCAGAGAAGAGUCUGUGUCUCUUUGAUUUGGAAAGCUGUUUUUAGUGGUAAAAAAUGAGGAAGAAAGGUCUAGAGGAUAGAUAACCAGUUCCUCUUGUGCCAACUGCCUCCUCUUUCAUCUGACAUCUUAAGGAUCAGCAAUACCUAACACUGUCCUUUACCUCUUCUAACUCCCACCUUCAACCAUAGCUGUGCAUCAAGAUGUUGAAUUUUUGGUCAAUACAGGAAAUGUUUUCAUUUGAGAUGUGUGAAUUAGUACUUAUGUGCCAAAGAGGCUAAUGUUCAAAAUGCCUUCAAACAAGGGUUAUCACUACUCUUCCCCCAAAGUCACAAGCCUAAUAUGGCAAUAUCUCUUUUGUUGUUCUUUACCUUCAAGAUACACACACACACACACACACACACACACACUCCACACACUCUGUCUCCCUCUCUCUCCCCAAGAGUUUGGAGAAGAAUAUCCUUCUCUAACUAGAAUAGCCAUGCAAUGGAACAGAAAAGCUUAAGGACAAUGGGUCUUUUGACUUGAGCUCCUACUUUUUCCGUAUCUACGUAAAAAAAAAAUUGAAAAAAAAAUUUUAGGUAAAAUUUACUACUUUAAGGAAAUAUCUUGUAAACAAUUUUUUUCCACUGGCUAUCUUAAUGUUGUCUUGGUAUAAUGUAACCACACUAAUCUGUAUUUUUACUUUCCUACCAUUGUAUUAGAAAUGAGGAAGUCAUUCUUUUUCUGGAGAAAGAUGUGGAGAUGGGGGGGGGGGGGGAGAAUACCAUGAAUGUCCCCAUUUGCCAUUGGUUUCUCAAAAAAAAAAAAAAAAAAACAGCAUUAUUAUUGUUAAUUGGAUUACUCACAAGGCUCUUCAAGAUGCUACUCUGGCCAAAGUCAACCCUCAGAUUUUUUUUUUUUUUUGAGUCAACAAUAGAAAAACCAGCAUAUCUUUAAGGGGACCAUUUUUAUUACAUGUAAAAGAGGUUUCUUUUAGUGUGAAGUCAUUGUACAUCCCAGGUUUUCUAGAUAUUUUUAAAGUGGAGGCCAUGUUCUGACCUGUCAUCAGCCUCUUUUCUAUUUCCCUUUCAGAAAGGAAAGAACAGCAAAUAAACCUUGGAUAUUGAGCCUGAAUGAGGCUGUCUUUUAUCAUGGAGUGGCAGGAACUGGAGGAGGCGUGGCAAGGUUCUGUGUACCUGGUCAUAGGUGAAAUUUCUAGCUCAGGCAGUCAAAUGGAAUAAUUACUCAACCUGAAUAACACCCCAGACUUGAAUUGCCUGGUAUUUCUACUUAGAACUUGAGCUCAGAAACCACAGAUAAAUGAUAAUCAUUCUCAUCGGAAGUUUAUGGGCUCUCUUGCUGGAGCUGGUGAAUGGCAUGGGUGUGUUCUCAGUGGUAGAAAACUCAAAGGUAGGGAGGGCCAUUGUUGAGCAAUGUGUAAUUCCUUUCUAUAGCUGUGGAAGGCUCUUUGUAUUCACUUGCCAGAGGAGCAAAGGAUGGAAUUUGUCCCAAAUCUAACUAGAAUGAAUGAGAAACUACAGAGCUACCUGAUGAGGUCCCUUCACUUGAAUGCUGACUUUCCCUUUUCUGCUUAUAAAUUGGCUGGCAUGCCAGCCCAGGGAUCCAUCUUCUCAUGCCACCUAUAUUGACUGUCCCCAGCAACCAGGCUCUGAAGCUAUUUUGCCAUGUCCGUGUUUCUUAUGAGGGAAAACUGCUCCACAUUUUUGGAUUUGCUUUCUCACAAUGUAUCAGUUUAUACCAUUCAUCUCUUCUCACAUGUUUCUCCUGAUUCUCAGAAUUGGCAGGAGAUUUUACCAAUGAACUUUUUAGGAACAAAAGUCUCUUUUGUUUAAAUAUAUGGCUAGACAGUGACAUAUUAUAUAGCAGCUUUUCUUCUGUUACCACAACUGGUCACCUUGUGAAGGGAAUAGAGUAUCACCUGACAUUCCACCAAACCUCUCAAGAAAACAGGCUGCCUUUUGAUUUAAAAAAAAAAAAAAUUCCUGGUGAGAUUGCAAAAUCUACAGUCUCAGGAUAUUUGUUGUGUCACACAUAGGGAGGCAGCAUGUACAUUUCAACAACUUUUUAAUCCUGUAUGUUAGAAAUACAUUUUUGGCACAAACUCAAACCCCAUUCAGUUGGGCUGAUAAAACUAAUCCAGAUCAUGACCACUGCUAGGAAAAAGUCAAUAAAUCAGUGUUUUGGUCAACACUAAGUAAAAUGUCAGAUUAUUUGUACAGUAUAGAUGCAGAUUCCAAAUGUAUCUUAUGAUGAUGAUCUAACAUCAUGAAAUCAGCUACUUCAAGUUGAAGUUGUUGAUUUUUAAUGGUGCAAAUUACUAAAUACUAACUGUAUUUUUUUGAAGCUGUUAUCCAGACACUUUGAUGCUUCUAGCAGUGUUUUUUAAAUGGUGAUUAUAAAGUUCCAGUUGUCUUCUGUUUGUACAAAUGAUACAAUAUGGACAGUUGCACCCUUUAUAAGAAACAAAUUAACCUGGAUCAACAGAAAACAAAGGGGCAUAAUGGGAACUAUCUUUUUUAAAAAGAUAUUUUUUAAAAUGUUAAAUGUUGCUUUUGCCAAAUAUGUUUUUAUUAUUACCAUGGAGGAGGGAAGUGAAGCCAGGGACCAUAAAAGCAUUAAUACAAAUUUAAUGUAUUUUAGAUAUUUUUUAAAUUAUAAGAAAUAUGGGAUCAAUUAAUGGCAAAUUAUACUGCAUGCUAGUCUUUUCAAGUCUAUUUGAUAGGAAGAAAUUCCCAAGUUAUAACAGUAUUAAGGAUAUGCCCUAAUGCCAUAAAGGGACUUUUUAAAAUAUCAUGGACACCUAACAAAAUUUUAGAUUUAAAUCCAAUAAUUUCAAUGCCAAAAACAUGAAAUGCUUUAUUGGCUUGAGUAUUGAAUGCUUAUUUCCCUUCUCAUUGUUAGCAAAAAAUUGUCUUUUAAAACUGUGGGUGAAGGUUACUGCAUAUACAUUUGUGCAUAGCUGCCAUUUGACUUUCACUGGCUGAAUCUGUGAACCAAUGCUGCUACCACCUGGUAUAUAAUUUCCCUUUUGGUAGAGCCAAUGAAGUAAGAGUAGGUCGGAACACUUGACCUUGACAUCCUCUUAAGCGAUUUUCUUUUUUUGCUUUCACUAAACAGGGUCAGUAACAUCUUCUGUUGCUUUGACCAAGCUUUCUGAGUAACUUCUACCAACAUCCAAAACAGCUGUAAGGGGAUAAGUGCAGGGGACAAAAAAAAAAAAAAAAACAAAACACCAUUCCAUUAUUUCCUGUCUACUUCAAAAUGGUGGGUAAAAAGAAGAAUGUUGGGGGUAGGGAGAGGAAUGACAGUCAAUAUGAUAAACUGUGGCCCACAUGGCUAUGAUACCAGCUAGACAUUCCUUAUUUAACAAACCAGCAUCUCUGAACAGUGUUGUUUUGGGGCAAUGUGGAAGCAGCCUAAUAUCCAAGUGAUUUUGGUCAUUUCAAAGAGACACUGUCCAUUGUACUUCCUAUGUGCCUGUCGGUUUAGUAAAUGCAUUGGGAAGAUAUAUACUAUAAUAUAUUUCCUUGAAAUAAGUUUCUGCCAGCAAACUUUUGGAUCUAGAGUUUAACUGUUUCAGUAGAGAGAUAAAAAUUUUAUUUAGCUUGUAUCAAUUGACCAGCUAUUCAGACUGUGUACUAUAUUGCUUAUUUCUGACUUUUAGGGGGAAAAAAGUUUUAAAAACUCACUCAGAUCAAAAGAAUAGGGAAAUUCCUCACUGAAAAGUUGUGGGAUUUUUGUUUGUUUGCUUGUUUUUCCUCUCUAUCCCUGCUACCAAUAAACCAAAACAAAAGCUGUGAAAACUUGUGAGUUUGGGAGAGCAUGUGUAUAGAUUAUCUGUGAGCAUGAUUCAAACAAUGGAGUGGUUUGUUUGCUCUAGAUAUCACACUUUAAACAGGGUGCCCCCCUUUAUUACCAAUACCAUGGGUAUAAAGUUGUUUUGUUUACUUUCCAAUGCUGGCACUAAUGUGUUAGUUCACCUUUUUUUUUUUUUUUUUCCCAUACAUCUGUGUAUAGACCUUCCUGUUUAUUGUUUACUAUGAGAUUAGUAUUAUACUUUGAGGUAAAAAAAAAUCAUUUGUAUUGCCUGAUGAACUAUUAGCUUGUAAAUUUUUUUUAAGUUUCUUUACCUCAGUUAAUUUAAAGGAAUGGACCAAUAAACACAUAAAAAUGCUCUUA